This is a messenger RNA of Mesorhabditis belari, 915 nucleotides long. NCBI's taxonomy places the organism in Eukaryota, Metazoa, Nematoda, Chromadorea, Rhabditida, Rhabditidae. The record is from the annotation of a GenBank genome assembly.
AUGAAAACUCGAAUUUUGUUCACAUUUCUUGUCUCAUUUUGUUCUUCGUGUCCACAUAAUUGGUAUGAGUUCCCGAGUGAUGAUGUUUGUGUCUAUAUCAUAAAGAAAUCUCAAAACUACACGAACGCCGUCACCACUUGUGCCCAACUGAACAGCACUGUAGUGAAAAUCACGAACAUCUUUGAGAAUUCUUAUAUCGGAGCCUUGCUUUCAGGAUUAAAUGAUCAGUUUCCAUUUAUUGGUGUUGAGCGAAAGUCUAAUGGAACUUGGGUUUAUCAAGAUGCAAGUCCACUUAUCUACACAAAUUGGGCUCCAGGUGAACCAAGUUUAAAUUCCUCGUUGAAUUGUGUAUAUCUUGGUAAUUCAACUCUUCAAUGGUAUGCUACCGAUUGUUCGACUGAGAGACCAUCAUUUUGUUCUGCAAACGAAAUGCCCAAUCAUCAAUGCCUUGAUGGAUGGAUCUACUCGAACGAAACGGAUUAUUGCUAUUAUUUAGAAAAUUUUUCAUAUCCCGAUAAUAUUCAUUGGCAAUUCUAUGAUCAAUCGGAAGCGGAAGCGAACUGUCAAAAGAAGGACAGAGAUUCCCAUUUAGUUUCAAUUCAUUCCGAUGCCGAGAACAAGUUUAUUUAUGAUCUUGUCUAUUCAAAUGUGGCCAAUCUAACGCAUGCCGUUUUUGAUCCAUGUUCUCAUCAAUGGGCUUUCAUUGGGUAUUCGGGAUUUGGUUUCCCUGGAAAUGGAUCAUGGACUGAUGGGUCACCGGUUGAUUUCAUCGACUCACAACCCACACCGAUAUUGGCCAACUAUGUGAUCUCUAACGAUCCCUCAUGUCGGCUUCAUCAAUGGUCAGCUAUUGGCCCAGAUUGGGCCUAUCCACGAUAUGUUUGCAAAAUGCCCUCAUCAAGACAAAACAUGAAA